Molecule: messenger RNA, 545 nt
Organism: Cylicostephanus goldi
Lineage: Eukaryota; Metazoa; Nematoda; Chromadorea; Rhabditida; Strongylidae
Source: the annotation of a GenBank genome assembly
UUGUUCACGACCCCGUUAACAUACUUUUUACAGCCCAACUUCGAAUACACAUCUUCUCAACAUGAUAUUGCAAACCUUCUGUUGAGCCUGAAAGUGAUCUCAUUUGAAGAGCUUGUAACUGCUGUCAAUGAGACCUUGAAAGAGGCAGGUGUGAAAGCUACCAAAGUUGGAGUAGCAGACAAGGCUGCUUUCCCGACUGAAGCACCCCUUCUUGAGUUGCUGCAUGGUUGUGUGAAGGCUCUGCCUACAGCUCAAUUGCAGUCUUGUUGGUUACCUUUUCAAUCUUUGUUUGCGGACGCACCGUUGGCCAGCCUUCCUCCGCGCGCAGUCUUUUUACUGUUCAUGUACGUUCCUUGGAUGUUUCGAUCGUUUGGUACUGACCAGUCUGUUACAGAAUUUUGUGCGACUAUGUGCGGUGCGCUGGCGCUUCGUACAUUGUUGAGGAUAAGACGAUGUCUCGUGCCGUUCAAGACGCAGUACAACGACUCACUGAAGCUGUCAAUGCUAUCGUUGGUUGGCAGUUGGAAACAACCACAUGGCUGAAG